CGAAGUUUGAGGUUAUGUCGCACGUGUCAAGUGACCAGAUUUAGGUUAGGAGGGAGGUAAAAAUUAAAAAUUGCCAUAUAAAUAAUGCGUCCGUCUCCACACCUCUGCAAGCAACACUUGGGUUGGCAUUUUAAAAAAUUAUGGGCCACUCAAAGCGCUCGAAAGAUCCGGGACGCAGGAAUCGAACAAAAAUUAUUAGAAAAAGGCGUCCCAGUGGUGAGAGCGGCAGACAUCCUGUGGGAAAAACGACCCCUUGAAAAAAUCGAAGUUGUUGGUUUAAAACCAAAGCCUGUGGUUUUCGAUCACACGCACCCAAAUUGGCACGACAAGACGAUUUUAACGUAUAGAGAUAACAACGUGCUUCUGAAGGGGCUCCAGCAAGCCAAGAUUCUAACAAACACGGUAGAACUCAAGCAAGGUUUGCCCGACUUUACUUUAAAGAGCACAAAGCAAAUUGACAGAAGAGUGAAAGAAAUAAUUUUAACGUCGCACGUGUUUGACGCUGAACAGAAGAUAUUGCCGAAAGUGAAGGAUCCGGAACGGCCUGCGUGGAACUUCCCGAGGGUUUAUGGCAUAACGCAACCGAGAGUCAUUAAAUUACUUUUAAACAACCUACUCCAAUUAAUCGAAAACUCAAGUGACUUGGAAGUAGUGAAGCAACGCUAUGUGUUUGAUGACACCCAUUUCUCGUACAAUUUCGAAAAAUCGAGCGAUUUGAUCCAGUUUGAGUUGACUGGAGACACGCUUUUAACAUCCACUAAACCUCUGCCUCCUGUGACAGAGGAACCAACUGAGUCUUUUCAAUUACCGGACAUUCACCCAAUCAAGCCCACUAUAACCCUAAACAAAGAAAAUAUCUAUGAAGUUCGCGGAAUUUACCCAAUCAGUUUAAAAUUCGCUAAGUCGCACCCGCACACAAUUUUCGUCCCUCAUGUAGAAACUGAAGUGAAAAAUCUGUAUGAGGAGCCGGUGACAGAGGCGCAGAUAUUUGGUCGCUCGCUUUUGAAAACAUUCACGGUUGCUGCAUCCUACGCCAAAGAAAAAUAUGGGAAUGACGUGACAGUUUUGCCGAAACCGGUUGUCGUACAGUGUGUCCACACCAAUGGAAGGUUUUUCCAUUUUGGAAUUUUCCAGUUGAACACGCUUGAUCUUGAAGGUGGUGUGAAAAACGUGUGGUUCCAGACUGGCAGACUCCCGCUCUUUGAAACUUGUUGCUACAAGGUUGGCAGGCCUGUCUUGGAAGGUUACAACAACGAAGUCAUUCAGUAUCUAGACGCGUUUUAUAAUAACGUUUAAUUAUUAUAAACUUUUGUAUAAAAGUUGGCACAUUUGUAAAAAACAUUGAUAGGAUUACGUAA
Molecule: messenger RNA, 1358 nt
Organism: Zophobas morio
Lineage: Eukaryota; Metazoa; Arthropoda; Insecta; Coleoptera; Tenebrionidae
Gene: mRpL37
Product: mitochondrial ribosomal protein L37
Exons: 5
Coding region: 85-1296 (403 amino acids)
Biological process (GO): translation
Cellular component (GO): mitochondrion; ribosome
Molecular function (GO): structural constituent of ribosome
Source: RefSeq, a predicted model, not a curated record